Aptenodytes forsteri (emperor penguin) is the source of this 2133-nucleotide messenger RNA. RefSeq names its product DC-STAMP domain containing 2 (gene DCST2). Gene Ontology annotation, cellular component: membrane. The coding region runs from base 1 to 2133 and encodes 710 amino acids. The transcript is spliced from 14 exons. The record is from RefSeq and is a predicted model, not a curated record. Lineage: Eukaryota; Metazoa; Chordata; Aves; Sphenisciformes; Spheniscidae.
AUGCUCCCCUGGAACUGGUGCAUUGUGAGCCGCCCAUUCCGCCCGCUGUAUCCCCACGCCUGGAGCCGGAGAGAGCACCAGGAGCCUGGGAGAGCCCAGCCCAGCAUGGGGCUGGUCUCGUGGCUGGGCAGAGCCCUGCAGGGGCUGAGGGGCCGGAGGAAGGGCCCGGCACCGUGGUCCAGGGGCAGGCGGCCUCAGCAGAUGCGCUGGCCAGAGGAGGCAAGCGAGGUGUGGGAAUUGGCCCGCAGUGCUGGCGGCUUUGCGCUGGGCAUGGCCCUGGCCAGCCUGUACGGGGCUCUGGUGCUGCUGGCGCAGGGCCACAACGUCUGGUACUGCCUGGUCACCACUACCAGCCUGGGCGCAGGGCUGGGGUUGGGCAUGGCCUUCUCCGUCAAGGUGCGGGUCACCGUGCUGCUAUCGCUGCCCCACAUCUUCACCAGGGAGGGGAAGAUGCUGAUGCUGCUGCUGGCGCUGAGCAUGGCCGUGCAGGGCCCCUGCACCAACAUCCUGCACAACUUCUCCCAGGCCGCCGAGUCGCUGUCGUGCGGGGCCGAGCUCGCCCUCAACCAGACGGCUGAGCGGCUGCAACGCACCCAGGAGCCGCUGCUGAAUGUGCUGGCCAAAAUCAAGGACAUUGCCCAGAAAGCCAAGGUGGUAGGUGACCGCGUCCGCAAGUUCUUCCGCUCCAUCAUGGACUCCGUCAGCCACGUCGCCCGAGCCCUGCGCAAUGUCUGGCUGUGGCGGGCGAACGUGGGCAAGGUGUGCAACCAGGAGCUGGGCACGCCGUACCACCGCUGCCUGCGCCUCUUUGACGAGGCCAAGGACAACUGUGAGCGCGCUGUCCCCUUCCUCUUCUUCCUCUGCUAUGUCAUCGUCACCUUCAAGCCCUUCUGCGGUCUGGCCAAUGUUGCCCUCCUCUUCUGCGUCAUUCCGCAGUACAUCCAGUCCUUCCUCAAGAGUAAAAUCGCAGCCCCCCUCAGGGAUGCUCUGGACCGCGUCCGCCGGGAGUUUGAGUUCAACAUCUCGGCCGUGCACCGCUUCGACGUCAGACUCAACGCCAGCAAGAGCCUGGGGGAGGUGGCCCUGGACAUCAUGGAGGGCGUGCUCCUGCGCCUGGAGCCCACCCGCCAGGUCCUGGGGCUCUUCACGCACAUCUCCUUCUGCGCCAUCCUCUACAUGUACCUCCAGGCACUGCGGUACCGCUACCGGUACCUGCGGGACGACACCUUUGACAACAUUUACAUCACACGGCGCUUCGUGGAGCUGGACCUGUGGCGGGCUGAGCAGGGCAGACCCACCGUGCUGCCCCUGACAGCCUGGGAGCGCGGCCGCUACAUCCCCCCAGGCGGGCUGUGGCUGUCACGGCAGGAGUGGCGCCGGUACGGGCUGCAGCUGGUGGGGGUCCUGCGCCACAUGCUGCUGGGGCUCAGCAUCAUCCUGGCUGACUACAGCCUCUUCUGCCUCUUCUGGCUGCUCGACCUGGUCCGGCACCAGCUGCGGGGGGAGAUUGUCGCCAGGGCGCCAGCGGUGCUGGGUGUCAGCAUCAACGGGACAGGCUACACCAGCGAGAUCUUCCGGGACUUGGUCUCUGCCUUCGAUGCGCUGCAGCGGGGCAACAUCUCGGUGCUCUCCCAGCGCUGCCUCCUCCAGCCCGUGGAGCCCAACUACAGCACCUACCUCAGCAUGGGACUUCUGUACGGCAUCUGCCUCUUCAUCGCCGUCUUCGGCAGCCACGUGGCACGCCUGCGCCGGGUGGUGUGUGCUGCCUACUACCCGUGCCGUGAGCAGGAGCGCACGUCCUUCCUCCACGGCACCAUCCUGGCACGGCGGGCAGGGCUGGCACGUGCCCUGCGCCAAGCUGCCAUGCAGCGCACGGCUGAUGCCGGGCAAGGCAACCUGCUCCUCUUCCUCACCUCCAGGCUGCCUGCCUUUGCUCGGCUGGCUCGGCUCUUGGGCAUCCAGCAGAAACGCUGCUUGGCCUGUGGGAUGGCGGAGCAGCCGGACUUCGUUGCGUGCAUCACACCUGGCUGCAAAGGGCUGUAUUGCAGCGAGUGCUACCAAACCCUGAGCAACGUCUGCUCCGUCUGCAUGAGCCCCCUGAGCUACCGGGACACCAGGGACGAGGAGAUGUGA